GAGAGCGUCGUCCGGCCAACCAGCGCCUCAGUGAGCACGUGGCAGCCGCCUGUGUCGUUUCCCCUCGUCAGUUGAGCCCGGGCAGCGGUGGCGUCUCCAUCCUCCCUUCCGCGGUCCAUGUGGUCUCUGCCCGUGCCUCGCCGCCGCCGCCGUCGCCGCCCCUCGCCCCGCCACCGCAUGCCGCACGCUCUGGGAAUAUAGUGUCGGUGAGACGCCAAGCGGCCCGGAAUCGCCGUUCGCUCCCUCCCUCCUGGGUGCCUCCGCCCUCCUCCCUCCUCCCCCCCUCCCCCUCCCAGAGCGUCCGUAGUGCCAGUGCCACGGCCGUAGCAUGGACACCCCCCCGAGUGCCUGGACCCCCCCGCAGCUGUGACCUCUUGACCAAACCCACGACGGCGGGUCGUCCUCUCUGACACUCUCAGUCGCACCAUGAAGCCCCCCACGUGUACCCGCGCCCUGCUCCUGGUGCUGGUGGCCGCCCACCUCGCGCCCGAUGCCACGGCCACCAACUACGCCCACAGGAGCGGCCAGCAGCAGCACCCGGGGCACCGCAGGCAGCAGCACCGUCGAGGGCCACCGCGGCCCAGAUCCGUCAGGACGCGCCGCGAAGAAGGCACGGAGGGCCACCCGGACAUAGGGACGAUCACCUGCACCCCCGAGGGCAAUGAGUGCAGCGAGGUCACCAACAGCGAGUGCAACAAGGCAAACCCUGCAGUGCUAUUGCCCGACGUCCUACCCCAUCCAUGACUACGAGAACCGCUACUGUGUAAGGGAGGCCAAACUCAACACAACAUGCCAGUUCACGAGCCAGUGCGAGGAGACCGACCCCUACAGCUUCUGUGGCCCGAGCAGGAUCUGUGUGUGCCGGGAAGGCUACCUCAUGGACGACUAUCCCAAUGUGGGUCUCGGAUGCGUCGACGAUGGUUCGUCUCAGUCGACUGUGGAUCCAGCGAUGAUGGGAGUUCUUGCCGGCCUGGCUCUCAUGUUCGUGAUUAUCUGCGUGGUACUGCGUCUCUUCUCCAAAGCCCGAUUCCGAGAGAACCGCUCCAUCUUCAACACCCCCAACCCCCGCCUCAUGAACGCCUCGCUGUUCAAAGACAGUAAGUUGCUGAGUCCCGCCCGUGGGGAGCGCCGGGGGUCCCGGGCCAGCGUGCGAGCCCCCUCUCGGGCCCCCUCUGUCACCUCCGUCAACGCCGCCUCCCGGUCUCCCAAUGGCUCUCUGGCCAAAGUUGGUGUUGCAGGAAGGCGGGGGAGCGCGCUGUCCGCCGUCUCCGCCACGGGCUCGGUGGCGGGCGCGGGCGGCGCCAAGACCCCCAGCCCCACCAAGAAGGAGGCGGAGACCACUGUCGCCAUCGAGACCGUGGACUAAGAAGGCCCAGCAGAAGACGCCGCCGCCGCCGCCGCCAGACGACGCCCGCCGAGCCUCACAGGCCCUGGGGGGAGGCGCCCGGACACACCCCGCAGGAGGAGGACACGGCGGCGGCGGCAGGCGACGGGGGUGAGUGUGCCCCCCUCGCGGGCGCGACGAGGGGCGCGGCGACUAGAUCCAGCCCAGCCGGGGCGUCGGGGCCCGUCGCCGCCCCGACCGCCCCCGCCCCCCGUCGAGCGAGGGCGUCCCCCCGGAGCUCGCCGUCGGCCGCAGUCGCCGGGGCCACGGGCGCUCUCCGGGCGCUCGGACGCCUCCUCGCUGACUCUGAGAUAGGAUUCACCAAACAAAAUUGGAUAAAGCUCAAUUGUAGGAGAUCGUGUGUGUUAGGGACCACGAGUUUAUCUGGAACUUUCUGAGAGAAAAAAAAGGAAAAAUAAUAAUAAUAAUGAUAAUAAUAAUAAUAAUCUUUAAUCUAUAAUCAGCUACAAUUGAGGAAUGUGUUUCUUCUUAGCAUUCUCUUAAAAAUAUCAAUAUACUUAUGCAAGCUUUUUAUCAUUUACUAAAAGCAUCAUAUAUAUAUAAAUCUAGAUAUAAUCAUAUAUACCUACAUAGCAUAAUAACGAAUGUGAGCAGCUGAGAUCACGAAGAUGAUACAAGUUCUUAAGUUACCAAGAACAAGCGAGAUAAAGUAAGAAUUAAACCAUAAGCAAAACCACUGUAUAAUGUCAGGGGAACUACAGCACUAUCACGCCCCUAAAGUUGCCUAAUGAACACCUUAAAGAAACUCGUGGUAGAGCACACUAAGCCACGGACAGCUCCUCCCACGAGCGAGCAAUUCCAUCAGUAUAAAAGCACUAAAGAAAUACCUAGUAAUACAACCUCCCGUCAACAAACACUUGGAUUUUAGAGAUUUUCCUCCAAAUAAGAAAGAAAGUAGAAAAAGAGAGAGAGAGAGAAAAGUAAUAAUAGUAAUAAAACAAGGCGACAUAUACCCCCAUCAGACACCAUGUGUUAUUCUUGUGUGCGGUGACAGGCCGGGCGACGUCGCUGCCCGCUGUCCGAAUAACGCCAGGUUCGAAUACUCGAGUGUUUGCUUCAUUCACGGAGGCUGCACGAGGACCUCCCGAACCUCCUGACGAAUCGGUGUCUCGAAGCUCCGGUCCCGCUGUACAUCUAUCACAGUAUUACACUGAAAUAUAAACAAUAUCAUCUUCUAUGCAGAUCGUGUGACCUUUUCAUGAACUCAAACCUGAAGUAGUGAAAGUAGAUGAAAAAAAUAAAUACUGUUUCUAUUCAAAACAGGUCUGCCCGGAAGAUUUAAUAAAACUGAUAGAUAUUGUAGUUUGAAAUCUUAUCGAGUAGUGGUCCAGUUUGAUAUACAUAUUGGGAGUUUCUACAUAUAUAAAGUAAAUCAUUUAUUGUAUUUAUCAGAUAUGCAAUAGAAGAAUGUAGUAAAGUAGAGAUAUUCCUUUUGACGAGAUGCUAUCACGAGCCAAUAAAAAAAGAAAAGAUCUAAAUAUUAUGAGAAACUUGGUCAGUUUAGGCCUGCCUGUAUUUCAUUAUGGUCAUUUACUCCCCCCCCCCCCCUUUCCGUGUCGUCUGUUUGGACAUGAGCUUCAAAGAUGUGUGUUGUUUUUUAGUGUCAGUCUUAAAAAAAAUAACGUUUUUUUCGUCGAGUAUUUUUUGAUCAAGUGAGGAAUACCUACACUUUCACCUCCCAAGUCCAGGAUAAUAUAUAUAUAAAUAACUAAUAACUUCUAAGAAGAAUGGUAGUAGAGUAAGAGUUUCUUCAAAUAUCUGUUGUCGUCUGACACGGCAACGGCGUUGUUGCGAACACUCUGAGAGCACGUGUCAACAGCGCCCCAUAACGCUCGUUGUUGAACCAUCAUUCUUUCAGUGUACCACACAGCUGUCCCGCGGCCGCUCAGAAGUCCUACUUUCUGGCGAGCAGCUUUCAAAAUCUUGUCUUUCACCGAACCCUAUAUACUAUGUGUACUUUCUCCUCCGUUGCAAAGUUUUGUUGUUCAUUUUUCUCUACGUGAAACACAUUUGAGCCUACAAUAUCACUGUCAUGGUAUCUCCGAUGGCCAGGAGGAAGGAGUCUGUGAUCCGAGAGAGAGGAAGAGAGCUAAAAAAAAAAAUAAUAAUAAUAAAACCCAGAGCUACUGAAGGGUUUCUGUACACCUGAAGCGUGUGUAUAAUAGCUACUGAUUGCCUUCAUAUAAUACCAUACUUGCAACUCCUACAUUCUCCAGGGGUACAAUCUUUAUACUUUGUAGCUCUUGUAAAGCGCCUUCUUAUACAGAAAGUCCUUGUUGACGUUCGUUCUCGCGUAUUUCAUCCGUAGUCGGACGGCAAUUUGGUGGUAAAUAGCUCAAGCAACAAGUAGCGGACAGUUUUUGAUUUUGCAAACUAGACUAGUAUAUCCUCCAGCACUUUCCAGUGAAGAUUCCAUUCCGAAUGCACAAUAAACCUAGGGUAGAUCUCGCACUGCUAAUACAUUAGUCGUAUUAACAUAGGAUAUAGAAUACUCAAACUUUGUUUACAUUUUGACAUUCCCUGUAUGGAUUUAUUGAAAUAUAUAUUAUAUAUUGCUUAGUGUGCUCUUCAAAAUUAGACUGAUUAGAGGAUAAUCACUUUAAUCAUAAUGUCUAGAAUACAUUUUAUGUGGCUGUAUCAUCAAUAAAAUAAGAAUACAACAAUGUACCUUACUCUCGUGUGUAUGUAUGGUUUUUCGACCGUACAGUAAAUCCUGCCGGCAGUUCCACGCGAGUCCCCCUCCCGCUGAGCCAUUUGUCAAAGAAAACGUACAGAGGGGGCAGCGUUGGGACGGGCAAACUAAAGAAAAAAAAUGUAUUUCUUUGGAUUUUUAUUUUUUGAUCUUGCAGUGAAACAUUUUCACUCCUUCGACUUUUUUUCGGGAUAUAGAUAUGAUAAUGGAUAAACAAUCAUACCACAGAGGCGAGUGUUUCUCUUUGGCACUUAGCGCAGAGUGUGAGUAAUUGUUCAUAUUGUUUCACGAGACAACGAGAACGAAUCUGUAUAAAUAUAUGUUAGAUUCUUGUACUACCUUUACCCUGCUAUGAUGUAGAUACAGUUGCAAUUUUUUUUUUUUUCGUUUACUUAGAUAUUUCUUUUUCGUAAGAAUGACUUGGUUUACAAAACUCUCAGUUCGCCAUUCAUAAAACAGGGGAAGUUAUAUGAAUGCGGACGAAGGAGGAAAUAUUUCAAUACACAUUUCGUAAAGUUUCGUAAAGCUGUUUUUUUAUCGUUCACACCCUGAACUUCAUACGAUUUUUAUGUAAUUUGGUGUAAUGUGAAUUUUUUAAGAAUUGUGUAGUUUUUUUUAAGAUUUUAUUAUUUUUUUCUUAUAUAUAUAUAUUUUAUACGACGCGAAGGUCAAUGAAACCAGAGCUUGAUUCGGUGUGAGAUUUUUCCUUCUUUUUUUCAAAGCAAGAAAAAAACAAAAAAAGCAGGUCAACCGAGCAGUUCCUGACCUAGGCCUUCUGGGUUGGACUAUAAAAAUGACCUCACGCCCAUUGAUCCCUUCCUAUCUCAGUGGGCGCGGGCGUGAGGGAAAGAGAGGCCAGGUUCUCCUUGGUUGUUUCGGUUCAGAAAAAGGAGAAAAAAAGCAAAUUCGAAAGGUCCAUGCGCGCCCAGGGGAAGAGGUCGCGUCUGCAUCGUUCGAGGUCAAGAAAGGUCAGGAGAGGUCAAAUCGCGAUGGGAGAAAAAAUAAAACACGAAAAAAGAGAUAAAAUGAUAAUAGAGAAAAAUCUUAGAGGUUAUCAAACACCUUUUGAAAGAAAGAAAAAAAAUAAUAAGAAUGAGUCAUUGACCUUCAGAAAAAAAACACCAUAUUAUUUUUAUUAUUUACCUUUUUUAUAACCUUAUUAAUUAUCGAUUAUUUUUGUAUAUAAGUAUUUCAUUUCCCUCCAUAUUUUUUUAUUAUCUACUUUUCUGUGUAUCUCUGUGUACCUUAACUUCAGUCGACAAGUACAGGUGAUACAUACAUUUGGGUAGUACACAUAAUGACACUUAUAGUAAGAGUACAUAAGGAAGAGAUAGUAGAGGAUAGGAUAACGUAUAGGAGAAACAGGAAGGAAGUGUGAUAAGUAGAUAGAUAGAGAGAAAAGGCGAAAUAGUAGGCCAUAUAGAGGGAAGAGAUAUGUACAUAGACAACGAAAGGAGGGAAGAGAUAGAGUCUAAGAACGAGACGAGAAAGAGAAGGCGAGAAAAUAGAGAGAAAAUGGAGAGAGAGAAAGAGAUAGAGAAACCUCCUUAUAACGGCCCUAUUCAGCUCAAACUAUGUGUAUGUUAGAACCCGCGGUCGUAGCCAUGCCGUGUUUGUUAAUACCCACUCUGCCUAAAGACCAAAAGUCAGACACAAAGCCUAUCUUUUUAUGGAUGUUUCGUGUAUGUUUUUGGUUCCUUGAAAUACAUAAAUACUCUUUAAAAAAUAUAUAAUAUAUAUAUUACCAAAAAAAAAAAAAUGAAUUUCUUCUCUUACAUGUACAAAAAAAGAAUAAUAAUACUAAUAAUGGUAAAUCUGUAGACGCCUUUUUAUUAUUGAGAGCAGCCAAUAGCGGCCGCUCUUCAAGGAUUGCCUCAUCGUGCAAAGAGUGAUAUAUCCCGUUUUCUAUAACUUUAAACACGCAAAGGGGCACUCGGCUAGAGUUUCCUCUGGUCGGUACCUCAUUUUUGGGAGCUUUUUUCCUUGUAUUGGGUAUUUAACAGUCGAAUAAAAAGUUGCCACCAAAAUCCA
Molecule: messenger RNA, 6128 nt
Organism: Penaeus vannamei (Pacific white shrimp)
Lineage: Eukaryota; Metazoa; Arthropoda; Malacostraca; Decapoda; Penaeidae
Source: RefSeq, a predicted model, not a curated record